CAAGUCUAAAUUGUUAAUAGUCACUGUUUUGCGCCACUCUUUUUUUUAAAAUAGAGUAACAUUGGAAAGAUCAAAAGAUAAAGACUUUCAAAGAAACAAAAAAUCUAAAGGAAUAGAAUAAUAGAAAGAGAAUAGAAAAAAGAUAAGCUAAUUAUCAUUAAGUUGAACCUUUGUUUCAUCAUAUUCUUCACGUUGAACCAGCAAGAGUUUGAGGUUGAACUUUGUCUCAUUUUGUUGAAAAACCUACAAGACCAUUUUAAGGUUGACAAAAAAACCGUUGAAGUAAUUUUUCCUUUGUGUUUUUAAUCCCAAUCCUUUGUUUUAAAUUGGGUUAUUUUCGGGUUAACUUGAACACCUAAAAAUAACCAAAUAAAUUAAGUGACAUUAAAUUGAUUGGUGCUGUUUACAGAAAUUGAAAUCAACAAAAAUGCAACAUCAAUUUGAACAACGUAAAAGCUUCUCUCAUCCUUCUUCAAAUCCAAAGGAAGGUUUAUAUGGAAAUAUACCCAAAUUAUCGUAUGAAACUUGGUUCAAAAUAUUUGGCCUUUUAUCCAGUGGAUUAGACCAUGAGCGUCGAUUUGGACCCAUUAAACAGGAUCGGACUCCGGUUAAAAUAAAACGACUUUACUGUCAAUUGAUUACUGCAAUGUUAUGGUUCUUUGCAGUUCGUGGGUUUGUGUUAAUGUUUAUCGAUGACAAAGGCUUGGCAAUCUUGAUGGGCGAUCUUUCCGUUUAUUGGAACGAUUAUCGAAUGUAUUAUCUAAUGCCGACCUUUUAUUAUGCCUUUUCCUCUGCUUUGGUGGCAACAACUUUCCUUCUCAAGGAACGUGAUCUCUCCUGGUUCAUACCUUUCAUGACAUUCAGCCAGCAUCAGUCAACUGAUCCCAAUGAUAAGCUUGGUUUCCAUCGAUGGCGAACUCUUAUCUUUACCCUCUUCAACUUGACCAUUACCAUGUGGGUAACCGGAUCAAUGGGCUAUCUAACCUACUCGUCAGCUCGGGAUAAUAUGGAUGCUCAUACUUUUAGAUUGUUCAUGCCCUGGCUGGUUGUCCAAGUUAUCUGGUACUUCUUUAUGACCGGAAUCAUAAUGUUUACCACCUCUUACUUUAACCUGGUUUGUCUAAUGGUACAGAAAAAGUUUUCCGAUGUUGCCUCGGAAAUUGAAACCCUGGCCGAAGGUGAUCCUGGUCCACCGGGAUCUAAAAACGAUGACCUAACCAGACUCUAUUUUGCUCACAAUGAUUUGUGUGAAAUUACCGAUGAAUCCAAUUCAUUCUGGCAAUAUAUUCUCUUCUACAUUAUUGGUAAUUUUAUUCCCAACUUCUGUUAUGUUAUGUAUACACUUUUCUUUGGGGAUCUUGAUACACCUCUGGCUAUUUUCUCAUGGUUUAUAUUGGGUCACACCUUUCUUAUCAUGGCUGUUCUUUCAGUUUCUGCGGCUGAUGUUUCUUCUGAGGCUCAUGCUCCUUACACUUCACUUCAUACACUUUCUUUGCUUCAACUUCCAAUUGAUAUUGAGGUUAAUAUGUCAACGUUUCUGCAUCGGGUUCGAGGUCCAACAAUCGGUUAUUCAAUUCUUGAUCUGUUUGUCAUAACCAAUUCAUCUAUUUCGAACACUGUUGCUGCUAUCGCUUCUUACUUCUUGAUUGUUGCCGACUUUUCACGUUCAACUGUUAAUCAAGGAUUAAUCCAGAAAGCACAGUCAAAACAGAAGGCAAUUAAUGAAUCCUUGGCGAUGACAACAACUAGCUCAAUGUUGGAUGCUACGACAAUAGCUUCAAUUGGAUAGAAAGAAGCAUCCAAAAGAAGAAGCAACCCUACAAAUGACCAAAAAAUGUGAUUAAAGACUAAUUGCAACUAAUCGUAAAAAAAGUUAAAACCCACAACAAUUCACACUUAUAUAAAUACAUCUAUACAAUACAAAAGACAAUUCAACAAAAAUCGACUCCUCAAAGUUGUUGCCUUUCUCAAUUCCCACAAAAAUUAUUAGACGACUCGGAAAAUGUUCAAAAAUAAAGCGUUAUCAACCCCUUAAACUCCAAAUGUUUGAUCUCAAUACAACAUUCAAUAUUGAUUUAUUGAUGACUAUGUUAAUUCUGUUUAUUCUGACAAUGUAAAAUGUACUAAAUAUUGUUUGCUUGAGGGCUUUUGUAAGCUCUAUCAAACGCGAUAAAGCUGAGUUUCAACUCUAACAUUUUUCGCAAAAUUAA
Messenger RNA from Tetranychus urticae (two-spotted spider mite), 2210 nucleotides. RefSeq lists its product as uncharacterized. Gene Ontology annotation, cellular component: membrane. Gene Ontology annotation, biological process: sensory perception of taste. Lineage: Eukaryota; Metazoa; Arthropoda; Arachnida; Trombidiformes; Tetranychidae. The record is from RefSeq and is a predicted model, not a curated record.